AUGGGCUCCGGCACCUCCAAGCUCGAGAAGAACGAGGGAUUGGCCCUCUGCAAGCUGCGCAUGCGCUUCAUCAAGCAAGCGACUGAGCGGAGGUACGCGCUGUCGGCAGCCCACCUCGUCUACCUCCAGUCUCUGCGCAGCCUCGGAAUGGCCCUCCGUCGUCUGGCAGAGGCGGAAGCUUUGAUGGGACCGUCGUCGCCCACCUCUUCUGCUUCCCCUUCUCCCUCGCAGUUCCAAUGUGGAAGCUCCCCGUCCCCAAGUCUACCCAUGACGAGCUGCGUGAGAGCUACAGCUACGGCGGCUAUGGCGGACCCGCCAGAUCCCCACACGAAUCGCCCUGUUGAGCAGGGAGCUCUUCCUGGUCCUGCGGCCCCGCCGUCUGAGGCCUCAUCGUCAUGGGACUUCUUCGAUCCCGCUGAAAACGGCGGGGACUUCGCGAACGGUCAGCCAUUACAGAGUGCCUUACGGGCGGAGAAGGAUGGCUCAGAGGGCAGAAGGAGAACUGCCGCUCCCUCGAUCUCGGAAAAAGGGAAGAACCCUAAAUCCAGUGAUUGCCCUAGCUUGAAGAGAUUCCCGGGGAAUGCAGUGGAACCUGUUGAGCAUAAUCUGAAUGGAUCAUCAGAAAAUUCAUGCAGUAUUACUACACCAUUGGAUCAAGGUGAUGAUCGCGGCUCUGCAAGGAAAGAUGAUUCUGAAUUGGGCACCCACAAGGCAGAACCUUUCCUUUCAAGUGUGAAAGCCAUAGAACACCUCUUCGUCCAGGCUGCAGAGCAUGGUGGCGAGGUCUCCCGGAUGUUGGAGGUCAACAAGGUCUGGCUCAGCAGAUCUUCUCAGGAGAAAGGUCCACAUUUAAGCUCGUUUGACAACGUAUUUUACCCUGUGGAAAAUACUUUCUUCUCCGCAUGCUUCUUACUGGUUUUUGGGACUCGCAGCAAGAUCAUCUCCUUCGGUGCUUCUCUCAACCUGCCCUGUAGCUUGCUGUAAGAAGGGCGCACUCCUUGGCCAUGGUAGGUUCCUGUCCGAAAACCCAUGUUAUUCCUCCUAUAAUAAAUAACAUAGUUUGCAUCUUCAUCCUUAUUCGUAGACAAACAUUUUAUUUAAAUGAUCUUGAGUUAAAAUAUGUGUAUAGAACCUGUCCAGCAUGCGCCGAGGGUCAUCACACGGAAUCACUUGACAUCAUCUCCAUCAUCCUCAUCAUCGAAUAAUCCCCUGGGAUCAGCAUCCAAAGACAAUGCCAGUGAUUUCAUCGACGAAUAUUCCAUGAUCUCGGGGAACCAUUCCUCUACCCUGGAGAGAUUAUACGCAUGGGAGAGGAAACUUCACGACGAAGUUGAGGUAUUUAAGCUUCCCCACUUGCUGCAUGGUUUUUUUUCUCUCGUAAUUUUCACUAUCAACCCAUUUUCUUCAAUGUUUUUCGCCAAUUUGAUUCAUUUUUUGUAGGGUUUUUGUCGUUUUUAACGUUGGGAUAACAUAUGAUUGUCAUCCUCCGCUCUCCCAUCCGUGAGCAAACUUUUUGGUGCUUAUUACGUUUUUUGUUUUUGUUUUUCUUAAUCCACAGGCCAGUGAAUUGAUCAGAGGGGCGUAUGAUCGGAAGUGCGACCAGCUCAAGCGUGAGUUUUCCAGGGGCCUCAAUGCCCGAGUGAUUGAUGGAACUCGAGCUGUGGCAAAGGAUCUCCAUUCUCAAGUCAGGGUUGCCAUCCAUGCUGUCAAUUCAAUAUCUAAGCGAAUCGAGAAGCUGAGAGAUGAAGAGCUGCAGCUGCAGCUGCUGGAGUUAGUCAACGGGUGGGGUGAUUCCUGAGUUUUUCUAGCCACUGAGUCAUCUCCAUUCACUACCAUUUCAGAAAUGAUAUAUUAUCGGAUCUUGUUUUGAAUUAUUUCUGAUUCCAAAGUUGAUAAAUGGUAAAUCUAUUGCCAUUUCCGAGAUUGUUUACCGAUUGACAUUGCUUUCCACUGUUGCUGAUAUCUACCGUGGGUCCUUAUUUUGGAUUAUUUCUCUGAUUUAUGCCGUAUAGACCUGUCUGACUCCAGAUUGGGAAACUGUGAAUCUAUUUGCCAUUUUGAGAAACUAUUCACUGAUGGGCAUUGUUUUGAAUCAUGUCUUCAACUUUCCCAUCUCUCUCCAGGUCGAGCAGGAUGUGGAAUUCAAUGUUGGAGUGCCAUCGCUCUCAGCACUGCAAGAUCUCGUCGGACCACCCUCUGAAGAAUUCAAAUGCUUCGUCAGAAUCUGAACCCUACAGGAGCGCUCUGACCCAUCUUCUGAGUGAGGUCAACUUCUUCAAAUCCAGCUUGGAGAAGUGGGUCAACGCCCAAGAGGCCUAUGUGGGAGCGCUCAACGGCUGGCUUCAGAGUUCCAUCCUGCCACCCCAACAGCGCUUCAGAGGGAGAAGGCCUGCUGUGUUCUCCCCCCGCCGGGCCCUGGCACCGCCCAUCUUCGUCCUCUGCCGAGACUGGCUGGCCGCAAUCAUAUCUUUGCCGCUUAAGGAGGUCUCCGACGCCAUCGACACCCUGAUUUCAGAUUCUAACGGGUUCAUCGACCAACAGGCUGAAGAGAUCCGACCCACUUCGAAACCGAGGCGAUCAAGAACUGGGGAAGCCGAGAUUCCCAAGAAGGAGAUCCCAAGCUUGGGUUUUCUCCAGCCAAGAUUGACCAGAAUCUUUGACUUGCUCACAAAAUUUGCCGAAGAAUCGAAGAAGAUCUACGAGGAUAUUAAGCAGGCUAGUGAGGCAGCUGGAGCUGCAUAUGUUAAUGGCAGGACGAGGUUUGUGGCUUGA
Molecule: messenger RNA, 2772 nt
Organism: Spirodela intermedia
Lineage: Eukaryota; Viridiplantae; Streptophyta; Magnoliopsida; Alismatales; Araceae
Source: the annotation of a GenBank genome assembly